Molecule: messenger RNA, 5840 nt
Organism: Scophthalmus maximus (turbot)
Lineage: Eukaryota; Metazoa; Chordata; Actinopteri; Pleuronectiformes; Scophthalmidae
Gene: upf2
Product: UPF2 regulator of nonsense mediated mRNA decay
Exons: 21
Coding region: 34-3918 (1294 amino acids)
Biological process (GO): nuclear-transcribed mRNA catabolic process, nonsense-mediated decay
Cellular component (GO): exon-exon junction complex; cytoplasm
Molecular function (GO): RNA binding; protein binding
Source: RefSeq, a predicted model, not a curated record
CGGGUCCUUCAGGUCACACGGAAGCCAACGCUAAUGACCGAUGUUUGUUUUGCUACAGUUAGCAGUAUGCCUGCUGAACGCAAGCGCUCGGUAAACAUGGACGAGAAAGACGUUUGCACCUUCGCCAGCAAGGAGAAGGAGAAGGAGAAGGAGCGGGACGGGGAGAGGCGACCGGGGUCCGCUCGGGACAAAGCAAAGGACGAGGCCAAGAUGAGCGGGAAGAAAGACGGUGGCGGCGGCGGCAAGGAAGAGAAGAGGAAGCGUCUGGAGGAGGAGAAGAAGAAGAAGGAGGAGAAGGAGCGCAGGAAGAAGGAGGAAGAGAAACAGAAGGCGGAGGAGGAGCAGAAGAAGAAGGAGGAGGAGGAGAAGAGGCAGCAGGAGGAGGAGGAGAAGAAGCUGCAGGAGGAGGAGGCGAGGAGACAGCGCGAGGAGGAAGAAGCUCUCCUGAAGGAGAAGGAGGAGGGGCACCAGCUGCACCAGGAGGCCUGGGAGCGUCACCAGUGCAGGAAGGAGCUCCGCGUCAGGAACCAGAACGCCGGGGAGGGCCGGCCCGAGGAGGCCUUCUUCAGCCGCCUGGACUCCAGCCUGAAGAAGAACACGGCCUUCGUCAAGAAGCUGCGCACGCUCACCGAGCAGCAGCGCGACUCGCUCUCGCACGACUUCGGCUCGCUCAACCUCAGCAAGUACAUCGGCGAGGCGGUGAGCUCCGUGGUGGAGGCCAAGCUGAAGAUCUCGGACGUGGGCUGCGCCGUGCACCUGUGCUCCCUCUUUCACCAGCGCUACGCCGAGUUCGCGCCACUGCUGCUGCAGGCGUGGAAGAGGCACUUUGAGGCGCGGAAGGAGGACAAGUCGCCCAACGUGAGCAAGCUACGCACGGACCUGCGCUUCAUCGCCGAGCUCACCAUCGUCGGCCUCUUCACGGACAAGGAGGGCCUGUCGCUCAUGUACGAGCAGCUGAAGAACAUCAUCAGCACCGACCGGGAGACGCACACGCACGUGUCGGUGGUGAUCAGCUUCUGUAAGCACUGUGGCGACGACAUUGCCGGGCUGGUGCCGCGCAAGGUGAAGCUGGCGGCAGACAAGUUCGGCCUGACCUUCCCGCCGAGCGAGAUCAUCACCACGGAGAAGCAGCAGCCCUUCCAGAACCUGCUGCGGGAAUACUUCACCUCGCUCACCAAGCACCUGAAGAAGGACCACCGCGAGCUGCAGAAUAUCGAGCGGCAGAACAGGCGGAUCCUACAUUCCAAAGGGGAGCUGAGCGAGGACCGGCACAAGCAGUACGAGGAGUUUGCCACCUCCUACCAGAAGCUAUUGGCCAACACUCAGUCUCUGGCGGAUCUGCUCGACGAGAACAUGCCGGAUCUGCCUCAGGACAAGACGGUGCAGGAGGAACACGGUCCUGGCAUCGAUAUCUUCACGCCCGGCAAGCCGGGCGAGUACGACCUGGAGGGAGGAAUCUGGGAGGACGAAGAUGCCCGCAACUUCUACGAGAACAUGGUGGACCUGAAGGCCUUCGUCCCCGCCAUCCUCUUCAAGGACAACGAGAAGAGCGGCCAGGGCAAAGAUAAGGACGACGCAAAAGACGGGAAGGACGCGGCCAGCACCACCAGCACGACCACGGAGGAGCUGGAGCUGGAGCUGGAGGCGCUGGACAUCACCGACGAGCCUCUGGAGCUGGAGGGAGCGGACGAGGUGGAGAACGAAGAGCUGGCCAAGAAACUGCUGGACGAGCAAGAGCAAGAGGACGAGGAGGCGAACACUGGCUCUCACCUGAAGCUGAUCGUGGACGCCUUUAUCCAGCAGCUGCCCAACUGCGUCAACAGAGACAUCAUCGACAAGGCGGCCAUGGACUUUUGCAUGAACAUGAACACCAAGUCCAACAGGAGGAAGCUUGUCCGGGCGCUGUUCACCGUCCCCAGGCAGAGGUUGGACCUGCUGCCCUUCUACGCGCGCCUGGUGGCCACUCUCCACCCCUGCAUGUCGGACGUGGCCGAGGACCUGUGCUCCAUGUUGAAGGGAGACUUCAGGUUCCAUAUCCGUAAGAAGGACCAGAUCAACAUCGAGACGAAAAACAAAACGGUCCGAUUCAUCGGGGAACUGGCCAAGUUCAAGAUGUUCUCAAAAACGGACACGCUUCAUUGUCUGAAGAUGCUGCUGUCGGACUUCACCCAUCACCACAUCGAGAUGGCCUGCACGCUGCUGGAGGCCAGCGGCCGCUUCCUCUUCAGGUCCCCGGACUCUCACCUGCGCACCAGCGUCCUGCUGGAGCAAAUGAUGCGCAAGAAGCAGGCGCAGCAUUUGGACGCGCGCUACGUCACCAUGGUGGAGAACGCCUACUACUACUGCAACCCGCCGCCCAUGGAGAAGACGGUGAGGAAGAAGCGGCCGCCGCUGCAGGAGUACAUCCGCAAGCUGCUGUACAAGGACCUGUCCAAGGUCACCACGGAGAAGGUGCUGCGGCAGAUGCGCAAGCUGCCGUGGCAGGACCCCGAGGGCAAGGGCUACCUGAUCUGCUGCAUGGUCAACAUCUGGAAUGUCAAGUACAACAGCAUCCACUGCGUGGCCAACCUGCUGGCCGGCCUGGUGGCCUACCAGGAGGACGUGGGCAUCCACGUGGUGGACGGCGUGCUGGAGGACAUCCGGCUGGGCAUGGAGGUCAACCAGCCCAAGUUCAACCAGCGGCGCAUCAGCAGCGCCAAGUUCCUGGGCGAGCUCUACAACUACCGCAUGGUGGAGUCGGCCGUCAUCUUCCGCACCCUCUAUUCUUUCAUCUCGUUUGGCGUGAACCAGGACGGCAGCCCCAGUCCCCUCGACCCGCCCGAGCACCUGUUCCGCCUGCGCCUGGUCUGCACGCUGCUCGACACCUGCGGCCAGUACUUCGACCGCGGCUCCAGCAAGAGGAAGCUCGACUGUUUCCUCAUCUACUUCCAGCGCUACAUCUGGUGGAAGAAGAGCGUGGACGUGUGGACCAAGGACCACCCGUUCCCCAUCGACAUCGACUACAUGAUCAGCGACACGUUGGAGCUGCUCCGGCCCAAGAUGAGGCUCAGCUGCUCCCUGGAGGAGGCCACCAAGCAGGUCGCCGACCUGGAGAGGGAGGUGCUCUUCAAGCUGGGCCUGGCGAUGGAGAAGGACGGUCGCUCCAGCGCCAUGAGCGAAGGCGAAGCGCUUGAUGAGGAAGACGAUGACGACGACGAGGAGGGAGGCGCCGAGACGGAGGAGCAGUCGGGCAACGAGAGCGAAAUGAACGAGCAGGAAGAGGACGACGGAUCUGAGAAUGAAGAAGAGGAGAGGGAGGAAGAGGAGGAAGAGAACACCGACUACCUGACCGACUCAAACAAAGAGAACGAGACCGAUGAGGAGAACAACGAGGUGACGAUCCGCGGCGGCGGACUGAAGCACGUCGCCUGCGCUGAGGACGAGGACUUCAUCCAGGCUCUGGACAAGAUGAUGCUGGAGAACCUACAGCAGCGCAGCGGCGAGGCGGUGAAGGUUCACCAGCUGGACGUGGCCAUCCCUCUGCAGCUGAAGAGUCAGCUGAAGAAAGGCGGCGGCGGUUCCUCUGGGCCUCCGUCCAUCGCCGAGGCCGAGUCGGACGCCUUGGACACCAUGCAGUUCGUCAUGCUGACGCGCAAGGGCAACAAGCAGCAGUACAAGAUCCUGAACGUGCCACUGUCGUCGCACCUGGCGGCGAACCACUUCAACCAGCAGCAGGCGGAGCAGGAGGAGCGCAUGAGGAUGAAGAAGCUCACCCUGGACAUCAACGAGCGGCAGGAGCAGGAGGACUACCAGGAGAUGUUGCAGUCCCUCGCCCAGCGUCCGGCUCCGGCCAACACCAACCGGGAGCGUCGGCCUCGCUACCAGCACCCGAAAGGAGCUCCCAACGCCGACCUGAUCUUCAAGACCGGAGGAAGGUGAGAGGAGACGCUGAUCCGAAUCUGGGCCCGGGCUGAGUGAGCAAGAGAGCAAAGUGAACAAAAGCGUGAGAGAACGAGAAGAUCGGAGCGCCGACCGGUCCACAACGGGGGGACGGUGUCCUCCAGACGCCCACUGACGAUGCCGGGGGACAGACCAAACCAGCUGACCCUGAACACCACACACACUCUUACCCUGCCGACGACGAGGAGGAGGAGGAGCCAGGGGGAGGGGUCAGAGGUCAAGGGUCAGAAAGAUGUCUCUCUCUUUUCUUUCUUUUUUUUGUCUGUUGCCUGAGAUGACAAAAAACAACAACAACAACAACUGUCCGGACCAACUACAAAAGACGACUGACCGAUGGACUGGCGAGUGGGACAGGAAGGCGGGACCAACGGCUCGGCUCCCGCCGUCACAACAGUUGGAGGAAAAAGUGACUCGUGGUUUGAAGACAUUAAAAAAAAAAAUUUAAAAAGCUACAUUUACGUGAGAUUAGCAAAAGGACACUGAAUUUAUUUUUUGCCCUCAUUUUGUUUUUGGGACUCGGGAACAAAUCGUGUUGGGUCUAAGGAGACGGACGACAGACGGCGAGGGGGGCUGACGCUGGCGGUGCGUUCACAGACAGUUCGCAGUGACAGUGGCGAAACGAAGACCAUGACGUCGUGAACGAACACUUGUUCUAAAAGGCGCGUGUUCAUUCAGAGUGGUCUGAUAACUGGACGAAAUAUUGUUUUCGUUGAUAAAUCGUUUUGUCUGGAAAAAGGAGAAAUCGACAAAUGGUUCGAAAUAUUCAGUUGACUGUAAAAGAAGAAGAAGAAGCUGCAACCAGCAGGUUUUUGGUAUUUUUACAUCAAAAAUUACUAAAACCAAUAAUCGUAACAUUAUUACAUUUUCUGUCGAUCGACUAAUUGAUUAAUAAACCUUAUCGUUGCAUGAUCAUAAACAUAAACUCCGCUGGUUUAACGUUCCCCUCCUCACGAACACGUUCACACUUUCUUUGGUUCGUCUGUAGUUUCUGAAGAAUCAUUUUGAUUAUUAACUGCUGAAUAUAGAGUAAAAUAUAUAUUUGUGUUAAUUGAGCUGAAUCGAUUGACGACAAAAAAAUCGUUGCCAUCUAUUUUGAUGAUAAAUGAAUCAGAGGUCUCCGAGAGGCGUAUGAACAGACAUUUAUUUUCAGUUAUCAAUUCAGUUGAUUUUCUCAGUCAGUCGUUUGCAGAGAAAAGUAAACAUUUCUGAGACGUCAUGUUUUCUUUUGCCCGCUUGAGAAUCUAGCUGUUUCAAGUCCAUGCUAAGCUAAGUGCUAAGCUAACGAAACUCGUAACGAACCACAAUCCGCUCUGACUCGACGUGUGUCGCCACCAGAAAUCGGAGUCUCGCACCACCGGACGCUGCUCUUCCACCUCGUGUGCGAUCUGGAAACACUGACGGCGUCCGGUGACCCGCUCACUGACGGACACCUGACUGUACAUACAGUAACCGCCAUUCUACUUUCCCAACUCCUGUCUCGCUAAAUGUUUUGGGUAUUUUUCCGCCUCCUCCGGAAUCAGGAGCAAUCUAAGAGUGAGUUUGAUUUGGAUUUUUGUUGUGUAACGUGGUGAAGCGCUUUUCUUUUCUUCUGGAUAACCGUGUGCCUGAGGGUCUUCCGUAGCGACGACAGUGACUUAAUAUUCUUUUAGAUGAGUUUUUAUCUUGUUGGAGCCUGUAGAUGAAUUAUUCUCUGUGUUCUGCUGCUUGAGCCUGUUUUCGUCACCAGCUCUGCGUGUCUCUCGUAGCGAAGCGUCCGAGCGGCGACUCGGGUUUUACUUCGUCUGUGUCUAGAUUAAAAAAAACUACUGUUGUUUUUUUUCCUGCGAGCAAAAGAGAAAAAAAACGUAGCGGCUCACGACUCGUGACAGACAGAAGUUAUCACAAUAAAUAUAUGGAGAUGA